Molecule: messenger RNA, 606 nt
Organism: Didymodactylos carnosus
Lineage: Eukaryota; Metazoa; Rotifera; Eurotatoria; Philodinida; Philodinidae
Source: the annotation of a GenBank genome assembly
AUGGGAAAUAUAUUACAUCGAAAACAUGGUGAACAUUAUCUAAAAUUAAAUGAUGAGAUGAUUACCCGAGCAAAAAUGACAACAAAUUUUAACGAAACAGAAAUCAAUGAAUAUCAUCACAAAUUUUUCUCGAUAGCAAGUGAUGGAAAAUUAAAAAAAUCAUUAUUAAAUGAUAUUUUAGGUGAUUAUUUGCCGGGUGAUAAGAAAUCACGUUCAAAAUAUCUAUCCGAUUCGAUAUUUAAAGCGAUUGAUCAAGAUGAUAAUGGAUAUAUGGACUUCUUUGAAUAUUUAUAUGCACUGAAAUUUUUAACAACAGAAAGUCCAAUUGAAAAAGCUGAAUUUAUAUACAAAAUAUUAGAUAGAAAUGGUGAUAAAAUUGUUACACAAAAAGAAAUUUAUCGUAUUUUAAAAUCUUUAGAAUCGUAUCAUCAAUCAAUUAAUGGUAAUAAUAGUAAUGUAAAUGAAAUAACUGCUAAUGGAUCAAAGCAAGCAGCAAAUGUUAUUCUAGAAAAAUUGGAUGAAGAUAAAUCUGGUAGUAUUACACCAUCAGAAUUCAUGGAUGGAUAUUUAAAAGAUGAUACUAUUCGUGCUUUAUUUGCUCUUUAA